GCAAACCAUGACGGAUAUCGUCAUGUGAGGAACUGUAUCAUGUCCUAAGUGUCAAUUUCUCUGUGAUACAUGUAUUUUGAACUUUAGCAGCGGACAAGCUGAGGCAAAGAGUUUUAAGGGAGGCAGGCGGGAACAGGUAACAAAGGAUCACACACAAUAAUAUUAAUUUUUAAGCCUCUGUUCACCUGUAGAGAGUCUCUCCCAACAGAUGAACACACCUUAAGAGUCAUAGAAUCUAAUACAACCAGGAAACAUCUUUGGAACAAACUAAAAAGUGAAACUAAGUGACUAUUCAGGUCACUUCUUCAGCUCUGUCUCUCUUAACAAGAUGGAGAGGCUCAUGAUACUGCUCCUCUUCUGCCACAAAGCAUCUGCCGUCAAACACUUCAUGAGGUUUUACAUCAUGAUGUCCUCUGGAAACCCAAACAUCCCUGAUUAUUUUAUUAUGGCAAACUUUGAGGAAGUUGUGAUGGUUUACUAUGACACCAACAUGAAAACGCUAGAACCCAGACACGACUGGGCAAGAAGAUUAAUGGUGGAUGAUCCGCAACACUGGGACACGAUUUCUGAGGACGGCAUACAUUAUGAGCAGGUCUUCAGAGUUGACACAGACAGUUUCAAGCAGGACUCAAACCAAACUGGAGGUGUUCACAUUAUCCAGCAGUACUGGGGCUGUGAAUGGGACAAUGAGACAGAAAAGCUUGAUGGUUUUCUACAAUAUGGUUAUAAUGGAGAAGACUUCCUCACAUUUGACCGGGAGACCGAGACAUGGAUCGCUGCAAACCCCCGGGCUGAAACCACCAAACUGGAGUGGGAUGGAGAUACAACUAGAACUGUGCUUUGGACGAACCUCCUCGCCAAAUCCUGUCCUGCUUGGCUGAAGAAGUAUUUCAUCUAUACCAACGGUCUUCUGCAGAUACCAGAGCGUCCCUCAGUGUCUCUCCUCCAGAAGACUCCCUCCUCUCCAGUCAGCUGCCACGCUACAGGUUUCUACCCUCACAGAGCCGUGAUGUUCUGGAGGAAAGAUGGAGAGGAGCUUUAUGAGGACGUGGACCAAGGAGAGAUCCUCCCCAACCAUGAUGGAACCUUCCAGAUGAGCGUUGACCUCAAUUUAUCAUCCAUCAAUCCAGAAGACUGGAGGAGGUACGACUGUGUGUUUCAGCUCUCUGGUGUGACGGAGGAAACCGUCACCGCGCUACACAAACCAGUGAUCAGGACCAACUGGGAAAAGACUGGGAUUGGAAAUGAUCAAGAGACGCCCAGUGACAAGACCCUCCCCAUCAUUGUUGCAGUGGUUGUUCUUGUAAUCCUCAUUUCUAUUAUUGGAUUUACUGUUCACAAAAAGAAGACAGCCAAACCCCCUGCACCUAUUACUGACAACAUCCUUGAACUCUCUGCACUGAACACAGCAACCUGAUCACACCAAAACAAUAAGACAAACGGUGUGUGCAGACAAACACACCAUCCUACAGACACACACGGUGACAUCGUCAUGUCAACAAAAAAACAUGGCAGCUUUGAAGAGAAGAGAAAGGACAAAAAUAAACCAGUCCUCCAAAACUGAACAACCAUAGGUUGUUGUUUUCAACUGCUGAUACCACCGAUGGAGAGGUCUCCUGAAACAGCGCCCCUAUAUGGUGUCAGGCGUACCACUCCUUAGUUGUCAUGGUUACAAUAACAAACGGUUAUGGCAUGGUUAGGUUUAGGUGAGGUUUAGAAAAAUAUCGUGGUUUCUGUUCAAAUAAUUAUUUUUACUACCUUUACAUUAAAUGAUCUUUGUUGUCAUGGUUACACAAUUCGAUGAAUGGUCAUGGAUUAAAUAACAUAAACUAC
Seriola aureovittata is the source of this 1833-nucleotide messenger RNA. Its product is annotated as major histocompatibility complex class I-related gene protein-like. The record is from RefSeq and is a predicted model, not a curated record. Gene Ontology annotation, biological process: immune response. Gene Ontology annotation, cellular component: external side of plasma membrane. The transcript has 7 exons. NCBI's taxonomy places the organism in Eukaryota, Metazoa, Chordata, Actinopteri, Carangiformes, Carangidae. The coding region runs from base 329 to 1417 and encodes 362 amino acids.